AUGAUGAACAGAAUAAUGAUUGCGUGCUCUAGCGAGGAACCUGUAUUAAGUGUGGCUAACACUUACUGUGUUCCAGAACACUUCAUUAGUCGUUUUGAUGAAGAGUUCCCUUUCAGAACUACUGGUGGCAGUGUCCACAAAAUUCUGCGCAUGCUUUCAAUGCUUUUGGCAGGAGUUCCAAUGGAAUCCAUGUCAACUAAAAGUGUGAGUCAUCACUUCACUGGUGGUGAAAUCCGGGCCAUUCACUUUGAUGAUCUCGAGGAAGUUUGUUGGCAAAUUGCUGAUGGCAAUGCUGUGCUUGCUACCUUCUUUGAUGGUGUUGGAUAUGAACAACUGCAAUAUUGUCAAUACUACACAGCUAUGCCUGCCUCUGUUGUGGCUCAACUUAUUGCUGAUGGGGAGGAUGUUUCUGCUCAUGUUGUUGUGCUAGUUGGAGUGAUAUCAGAACAGGGACAUAGGGCUUACUUUGCACUAGAUUCAGCAGGAACAGCCUUUUGCAGGCAGGUGGGAAGUGCUGAAGGGUGGCGAUCUUUGUUCAACUGGAACAAAAAGAGUCAACUCGGAGGAUAUGGAAAAAUCACCGCCGAUAGUGCUUGGUUCACUAAUUUCUUCAAGGUUUCUAGACAGAAUGAUCAUGGGCUGCCUCCUAAACUCUUUGUUGCUAAUCAUGACCCUGAUGAUUAUCUUGUGGAUAACAUACCGACUGAUUUGGCCAUCAUUCCACAAGAAGAAGGGGACAUCAUCCUUGCUGCACGUAACAGGCGGUAUGUCUUUCAUGGAAGGUACUUGAGGCGUCGUUUUCGUCAGUUAUGGUAUUGAGCAUGCGAAAGGAUCUUGUGUUGCUGGGACGCCCCUUGUUUUUUGUAAUGUUACUGAUUGCUGAACUACCAAGGGAGCAGUGCUA
Molecule: messenger RNA, 904 nt
Organism: Triticum aestivum (bread wheat)
Lineage: Eukaryota; Viridiplantae; Streptophyta; Magnoliopsida; Poales; Poaceae
Exons: 3
Coding region: 1-819 (272 amino acids)
Source: RefSeq, a predicted model, not a curated record